Messenger RNA from Acyrthosiphon pisum (pea aphid), 1257 nucleotides. RefSeq names its product zinc finger MYM-type protein 1-like. Lineage: Eukaryota; Metazoa; Arthropoda; Insecta; Hemiptera; Aphididae. The transcript has 2 exons. The record is from RefSeq and is a predicted model, not a curated record. The coding region runs from base 1 to 1257 and encodes 418 amino acids.
AUGCCAGUUUCAAAGGCUCAUGAAAUUAGUAUUUGGCAUAAAGACGCAAUUAAUGCGUCACAACAUUUUUUAAACUCAAAAGAGAGAAAACAAUUGAGUGUUCAUGAGCAAAUAGAUUCGGCAUUUAAUAGAGAAAUAGAAGAAAACAGGGUGAAACUUCGUUCUAUCAUAUCGUCAAUCUUAUUUUGUGCAAAGCACGAUCUUCCACUAAGAGGUAAAAAUGACGAAGGUUCAGUUUUUACAGAUUUAUUACAAUUCCGUGUCGAAUCGGGGGAUGAAGUUUUGAAUAAGCAUUUAAAGUCUGGAGCUAAAAAUGCGUUAUAUAUCUCACAUGAAGUUCAAAACGAACUAAUUAAAACUUGUGCUAAUGUACUUCGACAAAACAUUAUUGAAGAAGUGAAACUUUCAUCUGUUUUUUCGGUCUUAGCUGACGAGACUGCCGAUAUAAGUGGCACCGAACAAUUGUCAAUAGGUGUUCGGUAUUUGUUUUACGACGUUAAGUUUCAAAAACACAAAAUUUGUGAAGAAUUUCUUGGUUACUCGCCUCUUACAAAACUAGAUUCUAAAUCCAUUGCCAAAACCAUCAUUGAAUUUUUAGAAAGUUGUAAUUUAGAUUUGAAUCGACUUGUGGGCCAAGGAUAUGAUGGAUGCGCUACAAUGGCUGGGCAUAUAAGUGGCGUUCAAAAAUUAAUUAAUGAAGCUUAUCCUAUGGCGCUAUUCUUCCAUUGUGCUAGUCACGUAUUGAAUCUUGUAUUUAAUGAUUUAAAUAACGUAAGUGAAGUAAGAAAUACAACCGGGAUCAUAAAAGAAAUAAUACAUUUUUUUAGAGAGAGCACAUUGCGUAGACAAAUUAUUCCCAAUAUUCCUUUACUCUGUGAAACUCGUUGGUCAGCAAAAUAUAAGAGUAUUAGAAUUUUUGCUGACAAUUUUAUUGUUAUUGUCAAAGCUUUGGAAGAACUAUCAAAAAGUACAGCAAAUUCAAAAACCAAAAUUAAUUCUUAUCAACUCUUUACUGCUGCUACUACACCAGUUUUUAUUGUUACAUUGCAAGUAAUAGCUGUUUAUUCCGCUAAAUUUGAACCAGUAUGCAAUCUACUUCAACAAGUUAAUAUAAAUUUGAAAACGGUGAACAAUCACAUAACCAAACUAGUUGAUACUUUGCAGUUGUAUAGAAAUUGUGCGUCCACUGAAUUUACCGUAUUAUUUGCAAAAUCUAAAGAAAUCGCUGAAGAACUUGAUGUUGAAAUACUAACCUAA